Carassius carassius (crucian carp) is the source of this 1821-nucleotide messenger RNA. RefSeq names its product lysophosphatidylserine lipase ABHD12-like. Gene Ontology annotation, cellular component: endoplasmic reticulum membrane. The coding region runs from base 295 to 1443 and encodes 382 amino acids. The record is from RefSeq and is a predicted model, not a curated record. NCBI's taxonomy places the organism in Eukaryota, Metazoa, Chordata, Actinopteri, Cypriniformes, Cyprinidae. Gene Ontology annotation, molecular function: monoacylglycerol lipase activity; phosphatidylcholine lysophospholipase A1 activity. The transcript has 13 exons. Gene Ontology annotation, biological process: monoacylglycerol catabolic process; phosphatidylserine catabolic process.
AAGCGCAGGGACGGAAGGGGGAAAGGCUAAGCUGAUCAGCUGGUCUCUGCAGAGAUAUCGGACUCCUGCAAAACAAUUUAACGGUAGAGAAAGAAAGGUGCUCAAUGUCACAAUCGCCGGGAAGAGAAACACCGGAUCACACACACACAGUCGCGGGAGCAAACGGAUCCAGCUCUGCUGCAAGAUUUUUUAUAAGCAUUGCCGUCUGAUUCAGUGAGGAUACGCUCGGGACUGCGGUAUAAUAUCUACAGUCUCAUCUGUGUGUGUUUACCUUUGCUGUUUCAAGUUUCAGUAAUGCGAAAGCGAAAAGGCAGCGCAGACAAUGACAGCUCGUUCACGGGUACAGUACUGGAAGAUAUCUCCGAUCUAAAGCAGUGCCACGAAAAGACAGACACUGCUCCUGAGCCAGGAGGACCGGGGACCGCGAUGGGGAGACGCUACAGGAGGGGUGGUUUGAUGUGGAGGCUGAAGAAGCUACUGAUCUGUGUGCUGGGAAUCUACAUCGCCAUCCCUGUUAUCAUCAAAGUCUGUCCAUCAAUACAAGCUAAAUUAGUAUUUUUAAACUUUGUGCGAGUGCCAUAUUUUAUAGAUCUGAAGAGACCACAGGAUCAGGGCUUGAAUCACACUCACAACUUUUACCUGCAGCCCGAGGAGGGAAUCAACAUUGGAGUGUGGCACACAGUACCUUCAGUGAUGUGGAGGGAGGCUCAGGCAAAAGAUGCUGAAUGGUAUGACAAAAGCUUCCAGUCCAGUCAUCCUGUCAUCCUCUACCUCCAUGGCAACACUGGAACAAGAGGAGGGGAUCACAGAGUUCAGCUGUACAAGGUUCUUUGUUCAUUAGGCUACCAUGUAGUCACAUUCGAUUAUAGAGGUUGGGGUGACUCUGAGGGAAGCCCUUCAGAGAAAGGCAUGACAUCAGACGCUCUCUUCGUCUACCAAUGGAUAAAGCAGCGGAUUGGUCAGAAGCCCCUGUACAUAUGGGGUCACUCACUCGGCACAGGAGUGGCCACUAACCUAGUGAGACGGCUCUGUGACAGGGGAACGCCCCCAGACUCCCUAAUUUUAGAGUCGCCCUUUACCAACAUCAGAGAGGAAGCCAAAAGCCAUCCCUUCUCUAUGGUUUACAGAUAUCUACCAGGCUUUGACUGGUUCUUCCUGGAUUCUAUAGAUGCAAAUGACAUUCGCUUUGCCAGUGACGAGAAUGUCAACCACAUAUCCUGUCCGGUUCUGAUCCUGCAUGCUGAAGAUGACACUGUUGUACCCUUCCAGCUGGGAAAGAAGCUAUAUGAUUUGGCAGCUCAGAGCAAGAGUCUGAAAGGUCAUAAGGUUCAGUUCAUCCCGUUCCCCAGCUCUCUGGGCUACAGACACAAGUUCAUCUACAAGAGCCCACAGCUACCAAAUAUACUCAGUGAUUUUCUUAAUGCGCCGCAUCCUCACGUGUAAUCAGGAUUAUUUCAGCCGACUGCCCACUCUCACACACUCUCAGUUAAACACACAUACACAAUGUACUAAUGUGUUCAUGCACACACAAUCAAGGACUGAAGUUCUUCUGCAUUCCUUUGUUAACUUAAAACCUACGGAGGGAGAAAGUCAUUUGGAGUGUGUCAGGGCUGGGUGAUUUCUUACACCGCUUCCUGGUGCUAUGGUAACAGAUCUGAAGGGGCAGCUGGAGCACAAAGUAUGCAAAAUAAUAUGCUGAUAUGCACUGAAAUAAUGCUUAAGUCAACAACCCUCUUCUAAGGACAGACACACUGAUGAAGUUUUAGCGAUGGCGCUCCGAAGACCACACAAGAAUUACAGUCAAAGGGAAGAAGCAGGACU